UCCUGGAGGCGGGGGCUUCCUGGCCCUGCAGAGGCUGGGCGGGUCCGGCCUCGGUGGGUCGGGACUCCCCUGUCCGCUCCGCAAGUGCGACAGAAAGGGGAAGGAGGGCGGGCUGCACCGAGCUCCGAGGACCCCAGAAGAGGAAGAGCUCCUCCUUCCCGCCCCCGUCUCUGCAGCGGCCCGAAGCAAAUAGAAAGCCACCGGUAAGGUGGUCCUGAGCCCUGGGCCAAGACCCCCACCAGCCAAGAUGAUACUUCUGGCCCCGAGACCUUUUGCCCUCUGACACACCACUGGGACCUGUCCGGACAGAGAGGUUCUGCUGCCCUGCCAGACUUUUUCCAGCUGCGGGGGCGAUGCGUGUCCUGGACUGGUGUCCCAAUGAAGCCAAGCACGGGGGUGAAAUCGCCCUGCUGAAACAUCAAAGCCAGCUGCCGUCCUUCUCUUUCUGGACCCGUGCUCAGGAGGGCAAGAAGCCAGGGCUAAAGCCCCUUGCCCUCUGAAGGCCGACUUCGCAGGCAGGAUGCCAGGGCUUCACAAUGGCCAGGUGCUCAUGGUGCUCAGGGCUGACAACACUUGUGCCCCUGCCUCCUUCGAAAUGGAAGCCUCUGAGGAGAGACUCAAAACUUGGGGAAUUCAGGUUCCAAUGGAGCGGUAUAGGCAUUUAAUUCAGGAUGCCAUCCUAGAACCACAAGUGAGAAGAUUCAUGCUGUAUAACUCCAGACUGUUCCGCCUGGCCUUUGCCGUGGUUUUCUACAUCUCCAUGUGGGCAAACCUGUAUUCUACAAGUCAGUUGUUUUCCCUGGGGACCCACUGGGCCGUUGUGGCCUUCGUGUCUCUGAGCGCCGCCGCCGCCACCGUAGCCCUCAUCCUGGUCUUUGCCUGGUCUGAGAGGAAGGUCAUUGUGAACACAGACACGAGGAUGGCAGUGGUCAAUGAAGCACUGAUGAGACACAACUUACUUCUGGGCUUAACGGAUGCUGUGGACAGUUGCCAGAAUGUACUUCAGAUCUGGGUGGUGUAUUUCAACCUGGACAGGUGUCUUCAAUGCUUAUGUGAGCUUAUCCAGGACCUAAGGAACAACGAGGAGCCAGACCUGAGGCGCCGACUGAGCCAGUUCUCUGUGGUGGUGAACACUGAGCUCAGCAUUCCUGGGGAAGGUGAUGACGGGGGCCAGGACCCCCUGGAGGAGGAGGCGCCACUGCUGCCCCGAGAGCCGGGCCGAAGGCAGAGCUCGCUCACCCACACCCAGCUGCACCAGCUCCUUCCGGAGGGCCCCCCUGAGGCCACGGCCCAGCAGCUGCUGACCAUCUUCAGUGGAUUCUUCGUCAGACUUUUGGUCACCGGUCAGCUUCCUCUAGUGCCAGCUACCCGUCACGCAGAACAGAUUGGGACGCCUUGCCUCUGUCAGUUCAUCGAGGCCAGUGCCCUGGUGCCAGGUGGCUGCUGUGCUGGCCCAGGUGACCCAAGCGGCUUCCGGGAGGCUCUUGCCUUCGAGCCAAACCGAUGAGUGAACUGCAGUUGUGGGGUUGGGGCUUGGGAAGGGGGCAGGCCAGUUCUCUGAAGAUCAACGGAGUGACGGAGAGGGAGUUGAAAGCAGGUUGCGGGUCACUUCCUAGAGGCAGCAACCAAACCCGGCUUCCCAUCUGUUGGCUCGGGGAUCCGCUUGAAACUGCUAAGACGACUUCUCGGCCUUCAGGCCCGAUGGUAUGAUUAGAGCUUGAGGGCCCACCUGGCCCAAGUCUUUCCCCUUAGUUUCCCUCCGUAUCGGAGGCACUCCUCCUCCCUCCCAUCCCACCCCGUUCCACAUCCGGUGCCAGGGACCUAGUACAUGGCAUAGCUUUUCCAUGGGGUGUGGACAGUGUGCCAGCUGGAUGGAAUGGCUGCAUUUAAUGGCUGUGUUUUUGACCCUUUUAAGAGCACAGUGGCCUCUCUCAGUGCUUUUCCCAAAGGGUUAUUUUCCCACUAAUGGAUUCUGCUGGGAGGCUCCAGUGCUGAGUCCACACAGCAGGACAAAAUCCACUGAGUAACACAAUUCUUCCUGGGCAUGCUGGAAAGCAUGAAUAAUGUCAGUCCAUUGGUGAGAAGGUUUCUUCUGCCUUUGCAGAGUGAAUCAGUUCAAUCAGUUUUAGACUGUGAGCCCACUGUUGGGUAGGGACUGUCUCUCUAUGUUGCCAACUUGUACUUCCUAAGCACUUAAUACAGUGCUCUGCACACAGUAAGCGCUCAAUAAAUACAAUUGAUUGAUUAAGCGAACUCAGAGCAGAGGUUUCCUCUGUACAUCCUUUGACUUUCCCAGUGUGCAUUAGGGCCCAACAGACAACAGACUUUCUUCUUUCCUGCUGCAGCUGAUGCUCCUUUAUCCAGCAAAUCCAUCAGUGUGGGGUGUGAGCCUGUUGUGGGCAGGGAACAUGUCUACCAACUGUUGUAUUGCACUUUCCCAAGUGCUUACUACAACUCU
Messenger RNA from Tachyglossus aculeatus (Australian echidna), 2458 nucleotides. RefSeq names its product transmembrane protein 268 (gene TMEM268). The record is from RefSeq and is a predicted model, not a curated record. The transcript is spliced from 9 exons. The coding region runs from base 521 to 1507 and encodes 328 amino acids. Lineage: Eukaryota; Metazoa; Chordata; Mammalia; Monotremata; Tachyglossidae.